Botrytis porri is the source of this 726-nucleotide messenger RNA. RefSeq lists its product as uncharacterized. Gene Ontology annotation, molecular function: phosphotransferase activity, for other substituted phosphate groups. Lineage: Eukaryota; Fungi; Ascomycota; Leotiomycetes; Helotiales; Sclerotiniaceae. The transcript has 4 exons. Gene Ontology annotation, cellular component: membrane. The record is from RefSeq and is a predicted model, not a curated record. Gene Ontology annotation, biological process: phospholipid biosynthetic process. Bases 1 to 726 code for a protein of 241 amino acids.
AUGUCGAAAAGAAAUAGCGGCAGCGCCGUAAAUGGCGCAACAAAGGAUUCAACAGCCGGUGGGCCAGCUAUGGAUAAACAAAAGAGAUUGUUAGAGAAAGAUACAGGGCAUUUCUCCAUGAUCAAGAUGUUGCAUCUUGCGGAUUUGAUCACCGAACUCAAUGGGUUCUGUGGUGUUAUGUCUGUAUUUGCCUCGAUGCGAUAUUGUCUGGGCCCAUCCGAUGCGCAUGGAAAUCUUUGGGCGGCUUUAGCUUUUAUGCCUUUUGGAUUGUUCUUCGAUUUUAUGGAUGGGAAGGUUGCCAGAUGGAGAAAGAAGAGUAGUUUAAUGGGUCAAGAAUUGGAUUCUUUGGCGGAUUUGGUAUCCUUUGGUGUUUCGCCCGCCGCUGCAGCUUUUGCUAUCGGUAUCCGCACUCCUCUCGACCACCUCUUCCUUACUUUCUUCGUCCUCUGCGGUCUCACCCGUCUCGCUCGUUUCAAUAUCACCGUAGCCAAUGUUCCUAAGGAUGCCACUGGAAAGAGUAAAUAUUUUGAAGGCACGCCGAUCCCUACUUCCCUUUCCAUUGCCGCAUUAAUGGCAUACUGGGUGUCCAAGGGCUGGAUCUUGGACAAUAUACCAUUAGGAACAAUGGGCACUGGUACUAUUUUUGAAUUUCAUCCAGUCGUGGGACUUUUUGUUCUUUGGGGCUGCAUGAUGACUAGUAAGACCAUUCAUAUUCCUAAGCCAUGA